AUGAAUGAAUAUCAAUCUUAUACUUCUGAAAAUCGUAAAUCAAAAUAAACUAUAAAUACCAUUGAAGAACUUAGUAAAAAUCAAUCAUUCAGAAUUCUCAAACUCUAGACAUCUGGACUUGGGAAGAUGAAUAAUAGCAGUAAAAGAAACCCAUAAAACUUUGAUGUUUCCCAAGUCUCUACAUCUAUGCCAUUGAGUUAGAAGAAUAUGUUAUCAUUUUUGGCUCAUGAUGAGUCAAAGCGUCCAAAUUCAUAUGAAUAGUUAUUUUAAGAUUUGUAACAAUCAAAACAAUAAGUGAACAAUCUCAAAGACGAAAACACAAGGCUAAAAACCAAAGUAUAACAUAAUGAAAGAGAAUUCUUAAAAUAUGAAAACUUAAUAGAAGAUUUAACUACUCAAAAGAAAUCGAAUAAUUAAGAUCUUUAGAUUAUUUCACUACGAAAGUAAGUUAAGGAUAAAAGCUAAGAAUUGGAAGAUAAGAUGAAAGAGUUAGAAAUAUUGAAGAGAAAUAGCAAAGUUUGCAAAUUAUAAGAAUUGGAAGUAAUUAUACCCAAUAAAUCAUAGAUUGAAAAAAAAGUUUAUUUUGAAUAAACUUUAAUGAUGAAGCAUAUGUUAUAGAUGGCCUAAGACCAGAUUUAGUAUCAACAAAGCAAAUUAGAAUAAGUGUAACAAUUAGAAUCUCAAUUAGAUAUUUGUCAUGAACAAAUGUUUAAAUUAUAAUAAUAAAACAAUGAGUAAUUCGAGAUCAUUAGUAAAAAAGAAUAAAUCAUAAAAGAAUUGAAAAUCCAAUUAAAAAACUCAUCAAUUAAAUAAUAACAAAUAAACUAAAAAUAACAAUAAAUUUAAUUGAAGUAUGACAAUUUGCAUCUGCUCUAUCAAUCUAUCAAAGGAGUACACAACAAUACUCAACCUAAAGACAGUCCUUUAAAAUUCCCAAAAGACAUUGUUAUAUUGAAAUUACAUUAAAAAAGAGUCACAAUGAAUCAAUAUAACAAGGCAAUUGAAGUAUUAAAGUAAGCAAAAAACAAACAAGAGUUUGGUUAAAUGUUGUAGAUAGACCCAUUUUAUUUGAGUGAAACUGAAUCUUAAUAAGUGGUAGAUAAACUAACGGGAACAUAGUCAUUAUCUUAACAAUUCAUCACUUAAUUAAGUUAUCAAUCCUUAGAAGGUUUGGAUGAAUAGUAGGCACAAUAAUUAAUCAAUAAGUCUCUUUAAUCUAAAAAAGAUCGUGUACGAUAGUAUUGGAUUCAAUACAAAUACAAAAAAGUUGGAAGAGACGAUAUUAUCAAAUUUAUUUAGGCCAUGAAUUUUAAUUGGGAUUAAUAGACAACAUCAUAUUUUCUAUUAGAAAUAUUCUAAAAUAAUUUGUCAAAUAACAAUGUAACUAAUAAUAGUGAACAGAAUUCAUAAAGCAUGAGAGUAUCUAUAGACUUUAUCACUAAUCCUUUUUCAAGAUAAUCACAUCAUAAAAGUUCAAAUGAAGUCUAAUAAUAGGAUAGCUUUAUUAGAGAUCUGAAUGAGUAAUAGAGUAAUUAAUAGGUCAUUGAGAAUUUUAAUCCAAAUGAUGAAGUCUUAAUUAAUUAAUUUUUCCCUGCUGAUGAAGAAGAUAAAUAAUUUGAAAUAAUAAGUAGCAACCCUCAAGAGAAAUUGACUUCAAAAUAUCAACAAGAGAAUCAGAUUUAGGAAGUUAAUGAAGAGGAUAUGCUAAGUUCUAAACCAUAAGAUGAAGAUAAUGCUAAUGAUAUUGCCUAUUUGGAAAGCAAUCAAUAAGAAGAGUUAGUUUAAGAAGUUAAAAGCCUUGAAAUUUUGAAUGAUUAUCAAUAAUGA
Molecule: messenger RNA, 1827 nt
Organism: Paramecium tetraurelia
Lineage: Eukaryota; Ciliophora; Oligohymenophorea; Peniculida; Parameciidae
Exons: 6
Source: RefSeq, a predicted model, not a curated record